Messenger RNA from Guillardia theta CCMP2712, 630 nucleotides. RefSeq lists its product as hypothetical. Bases 1 to 630 code for a protein of 209 amino acids. Gene Ontology annotation, molecular function: RNA binding; pseudouridine synthase activity. The transcript has 7 exons. Lineage: Eukaryota; Cryptophyceae; Pyrenomonadales; Geminigeraceae. Gene Ontology annotation, biological process: pseudouridine synthesis. The record is from RefSeq and is a predicted model, not a curated record.
AUGAGCUCAAUCCUGAUCUCCCUUGCAGGCAAAGAGAGGAGGAGGCAGCCAGGACUCAAGAACCCCACUGGGACACCUCCAUCCGGUCGAGCGAGUGAUCCUCGCACAGGGAGGAGGGUGACCAGCGCGCCGGUUGAGACGAUAGUUCUGGCGUACAACAAGCCCGUAGGAUUGAUCACAACCCAUGAUGACGAGCUCGGGAGGAAGACGGUGGCACCUGCUAGCUGCGGACGGAAGAGGCACAAGUGGCAUGCGAUCGGCAGGCUCGAUGCAGACACGGAUGGCCUGCUGCUGCUGACCAACGAUGGGGCUCUUGUGCAUCAUGCGACGCAUCCCUCGUCCAAGGUUCCGAAGACGUACAUGGCACUCUGUAGAGGGAUCCUACAGGAGGAACAGAUUCAACAGCUGAGGGAGGGUGUCGAACUGACGGGAGGGUUGGGGACGUCGCUGCCUGCUGAGAUCGUGGUGGAAGGGUUCGAGGAGAACGCGACCUUGCUGAGAAUCACGAUCUGUGAGGGAAAGAACCGGCAGAUCCGGAGGAUGUUGUUGGCUAUCAACUCACAAGUCUUGACACUGACAAGGUUGUCUAUUGGAGAUAUCUCAAUCGAGAAUAUUGACAGCGGCAGGUGA